GGUUGAUGCAAUAUACCAUAGCCACCCUCUUCCUUUCAUCCUUGGCAUUCUCUGCCAUCUUUCCUUGCUCAAUUGCUCCACCUCGUUGCUGAAUUGCUCAAUUGCUGCUGCACGUCGUUUCCCAUUGUUUUUACUUUGGACUCUCAAAGUAGUGGAGGGCAGAAACCGGACUUGAUGUCCAAUCUCCGGCAGCUCACCCCUUUCUCGCACAUGGCACACCGCGACUGUUGUCAACGAACGAUCCAUCCACCAUCCUCAAUUCCGUCAACAAUGUCGCACGGUGUCCGUCGCAUACAGGGCCGCUUCACGACCUCCGCAUCGUCCGAGGCUUAUCAGCGCCAGCUGCUCGCGCCUGUCAAGCGCUGGCGCCGCGGAUGGGUCCAGCCCGCCGGCCUCCCCGAGGGAAGCACGUACAAGGUGUGCAAAUGGCAGCGCGUCGACGAGGACGACGAGAUGGAUCCCGAGACGGAUACCGAGGACGAGCACACCGAAGCGCCCACCGCCGCUGUCACGCCCGCCCGCCUGACUGAAACACCGGCGCCCGAUCGCCUGGACAAGGUGGCCACUCCGCUAGACAAGGGCACGCCCAAGCCAAAGGAGGGCUGAAAGCGAAGAGAAGACUGCGGAGGCUACCUUGACGGAGAGCGAGACCGAGCGCAAGCCCGACGCCGAGCCUGCGCACAAACCAGCAGCCGACGCGGUCACCGCUGCGGCUGUCGAGCCAGCCGACGCAACACAAGACGUCGACGGCGAUGUCAAGAUGGCCGACGAGUAGAUAAUUGUAUGCACCCGUGUCUGUAUCCCUUCGCGUCGC
This is a messenger RNA of Cutaneotrichosporon oleaginosum, 814 nucleotides long. Lineage: Eukaryota; Fungi; Basidiomycota; Tremellomycetes; Trichosporonales; Trichosporonaceae. The record is from RefSeq and is a predicted model, not a curated record.